Bipolaris sorokiniana ND90Pr is the source of this 531-nucleotide messenger RNA. RefSeq lists its product as uncharacterized. The record is from RefSeq and is a predicted model, not a curated record. Bases 96 to 362 code for a protein of 88 amino acids. NCBI's taxonomy places the organism in Eukaryota, Fungi, Ascomycota, Dothideomycetes, Pleosporales, Pleosporaceae. The transcript has a single exon.
ACUUGUGCUCUCUUUAGCCACCAAAGCAUGGAUUUGAAGCAGUUUUUCUUUACUACUACUUAUUACCACGAUAUCGAAAUAGAGGUAAACUCGUAAUGACUACCAGCACUAACCCAACGUCCAUGCAAGCAUCGCCAAGCCCACCGCCUCCACCCCAUCGAUACGAUCGCCAAAUUCAAUCCCCACCCAGCAAUGACACAUCACAUCCACCCAAGCUCCCAGCCAACGCAGUUCCGCAUCCGUCGCGCUCCGGCCGGCUUGCUCCAGAGCGCGAGCGAGCAGGACUGACAAAGCAAUACCUCGCGCCCACGAUUGCCGCAUCACGGGCGCCCGAUCGGUGCCGACAAAGUCGGUCGUCAUGAACUCUGUUUUUCGGUGAUAGCAGUCCCUCUGCCAUCGAAUGGGCAAUCGGAAAUAUCGGAGCCAAUAAGCUUUUUUUUUGAGCUGCAGGAUUGGAGUGUGCGGGCGGUCGCGCGUCAGGGUCCGGCGUUGCGUGCUGAAAGUCGAUGAUGCUUGUGAUGAUGUCAGCGA